Molecule: messenger RNA, 6446 nt
Organism: Carcharodon carcharias (great white shark)
Lineage: Eukaryota; Metazoa; Chordata; Chondrichthyes; Lamniformes; Lamnidae
Gene: pgap6
Product: post-glycosylphosphatidylinositol attachment to proteins 6
Exons: 14
Coding region: 289-2523 (744 amino acids)
Cellular component (GO): plasma membrane
Source: RefSeq, a predicted model, not a curated record
GUGAAGCCCAGGCCCCGACACCAGCUCGGAGUGACAGUCGGACAGCAAUGGUGCUGCUUCUGCCGCAGGGGCCGGGCUGCUUCCUGAAUCUCCUGCUCCUUGUGCUGGAGUGCGGUUGGGCUCGAGCCGCUGGUGUAAAAGAAUUGCCUUGAAUAAAACUGUUUGCUACUCGGGUGUAGCUGUGUUUAAUUUGGCCUGACUCUUGAAAAACCACAUAGCCUAAGUGACAAGAGCACAAACCUUCCAUCUCUUCAGCUAUUCCCUGUGGGGUAGUUCUAUACAUAAGCAAUGCUGAGGCUAAUUGUUGGUCGAACCUACGUAUCUGAAUAUUACGCUCAAGCUCCUCAAAAACUUUCCUUGUACAGCUGGUACGGAAAUGCACGUAUGUUUGUCUUCCGAGUGCCAGAAAAUACUGUGCUGCUGAGGUGGAUUUUGCAAGCCUCGAAAGGAAAGGGGCCAGAGUGCCAAAAUACUAAUAUCACUGUCCAUUUUCGGGCAAGCGCCCCACCAAUAAUUAAUCCGUUACAAACCAAGUUUGGAAUAAAUACAGUUGCUCUUCCUUCAUUCAACCUCAGCAUCCCACUGAUGUCCAAAGUCCAGAGUAAUACUUUUUUAAAUAUUUCCAACCCUGUUUCGGGUGACUGGUUUGUAGCUGCACACCUACCAAAAGAUGAUGGUAAAAUUGAAGUAAAGGGCUUCACGACUAAGUGCUCCUACAUAUUUCAGCCUCAGAUGCUUGUUCAGCGAUUGAUUAAUGUGCCUGUUCUUGAACCAAAUAAUUCACUUGGGCUGAUUCUUUCUCCCAUUGAUCAGGUUUCACACUUGAAAAUUUUUGUUCCUGAACACACUGUGGAACUGGUCAUUCAUCUUAAAAACUGUGCUGUCAGCAACCGGCCCGUAGAGCCUUGCCCUGUCCUCCUUUUAAUAGGAUCAAAUGCAUUACCUAACUCUCACGUGAAGAUUGUAAAUUGCAGUGAAAGUGUAGUAUGCAGAAAAACACUGGAUUCUCCACCAUGGAUGAAAUGGUUGCAACUUGCUGUUGAAAGUAUCAACAUUAACUGGAUCAUCUCCUUUGAGAUUGAAGCUUAUUUAACAGUAUGUAUACCUGUCGAUGCUGGAUCCCUUCUUGCAAUGUUUAAUAACUUCACUCUGUCAAGCAAUGGCACAGUAAUGAAGGACCUGGAUAUGUUGGGAGUAUACAUAAAACCAAAUAAAACUGAACACAGUAACAGUGGCAAAUCAUGUUUUCGUAAUCAACCGGUCCUUCGAGAAGCUGUGGAUGUUGUUUCUGUGAGAUUUUUUGUUUUGAAUGGACCGGAUGUAUCAGUCACCUCUGAAUACCCGACAAUUCUUCUGCUGAACUUGAAUACAGGAAGGGACAAUGGUGGAACCAUCAUGUUGAAUUUACAGUUAAAUAAGACUUCAUUAUCCAAUGAAAAUGCAACCGUGUUUGCCUGUUUAAGUGCUGGGUCUCCUGUGAUGUCCCUAGAUGUCAAUUCCACAAGCUGCAGAGAAGCUUUAUCUUGGGGAUACCUGCUUAAAAUGAAUUCAUCAAUAUUAUCAAGAUCCCUCCAUGUUCCUUAUCCAGAAACUGACCGUUGGUACCUCACCUUGCAAAUCCUGUGCCCCAAUGAUAAAGGCAAUCAAACCUGUGGAAAGGUUUCUGCUCGGGUAAUUAUAUCAACUGUUUUGAGCCCCUGUAUUGAGGAUUGUGGUGUUUAUGGAGAGUGCAGACUUCUUCAAACUCAUGGAUAUCUUUAUGCUGCAUGUGUUUGCAAAGCAGGCUGGAAUGGAUGGAGCUGUACAGAUGAUACCAAUGCCCAGUCAUACAGACGGCAAUUACUGGCAACGCUCUUGUUAACCUUGAGUAAUCUCAUGUUCAUCCCACCGAUUGUGAUUGCUAUACAUCGCUGUUAUUUUGUAGAGGCUUCUGUGUAUCUCUUCACCAUGUUUUUCUCAACGUUUUAUCAUGCAUGUGAUCAACCAGGAAUUGCUGUCAUGUGCAUUAUGGAAUAUGAUACACUUCAAUACUGUGAUUUCCUUGGCUCAGUUGUAUCUGUGUGGGUUACAAUUCUGUGUAUGGCGAGGUUAAAAUCUCUCCUUAAAUAUGUAUUUUUUAUCCUUGGCUCCUUAUUGAUUGCCAUGUCAAUGCAACUAGACCGCCGUGGUCUUUGGAACUUAGUGGGUCCGUGCCUUGUUGCUCUGUUCAUCAUGGUAGUUGCAUGGGUGUCUCGUGGCGUGAAACGCCGACACUGCUAUCCUCCAACGUGGAAGCGCUGGAUGUUUUUCUUAUUGCCAGGAAUAAGUGCAGCACUAAUUGCUAUUGCCGUUUAUGGUUUUCUGGAAACGAAGGAGAACUAUUAUUACACACACAGCAUUUGGCAUUUUCUUGUAGCUGGAAGUGUGAUUUUUUUGUUACCACCAGGUAAAAAGCACAUAAGCCCGUGGAUCUGGACGCAGAAAUUUACAUGUGGAUACCAGCUUUGCUCUGAUGUAAAAGAAGACUUGUACGUUGUUUGUUAAAUUGAACCAGUUUAGCUAGAUUUACUUAAUCUGAGUAAACAGAUUAUUUUUAUAUAAAUAAUAUAUAUAGAUAUAUAUAUAUAUCCCCCUUGGAGGAAUGUAUUCUUGAAUUUUCAGCUAUUAUAAUUUAAUGGCAGUGAUAAAAGAAAUAGCAAUUGUGAAAUGUAUUUUGAACAUCUGUAAAAAUGACAGUCAUUUACUUCUAUUGCGUUGACUAAGAUUUUCUUUACUGAGGGAUGCGCAGAGAUUUUUAUAACACAAUAAAUGGGCAUUAGAUUUUUUUAAAAGUAAUUAAUGCACUUAAUUGGUCUAUAAUUAUGAUCAAGACAAGAUAGCCAACUUGAUCUUAAUUUUAGGCCCAUAACUUCCGAUCUCAGAUCUACCCAGGAAGAUGCACACAUAAGGACUGCAUAGGAAUUUCACAGGAAGUUCAAACUUCCGAUGAGCAAUUACCCUGCACUGCAUGGGAACCAUCCGAUAUUGAUUUGGAUCAGAGACUUGGAUGGUUCCAACUGUCUUACCAGAAUAGUUACCCAGGAAAAGUUAGAAAAAUUAAAACCACUUCUAACUGCUGGGUGGCUGUGGUAUUGACUCUCUUCCACCCACGAACUCCCCAUGGGAUUCCCUGACCAAACCCCAACCACCCUGUGAUAACCCUCCCCCCGCACCCCCCCUGAUUAUCCAACCCCCCCAAUGAUCGUCCAAUGAACAUUCCCCCACUUGACCAUCUAAGCCACUCACCAUACACACUUAGCUUCUCCCCGGCUUCUCAAAGUGGCUGGGACCUUUAUACUUACCUGCAUUAUGACAGCUAGUGCUGUAAAAAAAAAGGGUGUGUCUUUUUCCCCCCUGACCCUGCUGGCCUGCUCUGAAAGCCCCGGGAACCUGCUGCAUUGCGCAUUUCUCACCUGGCCCAAGUGGGAAGGUAGGGUGAGAAAGGUGCAGCUGCAUUUUAGUGUAAGUAAAAAGGAGUGGAGUGGAGUGGCAAUCCGACUGUGAUUGUCACUCCUUGGAAGUUCUGGCCUUAGUUUCUGUUAUUCAAACUAGAGGAAGAUAGAAUCAUAGCGUGGUUGCGGCACAGAAGAGAGAUCAUUUGGUCCAACUUUGUGGCCAAUCUAAAAGUUUUCUUUUCAGUAACCAAAAUAGCUGUGUACUGAAAAUUUUAUAAUACGUAGUUUAAAAGACAACUGCAUUCAAGUUAUAGCCAAUAGUUUAUUACCCUAAUUAAUAAGCAAGCUAGUUCUCCCUAUUCACCAAAGUAUUGACAGUGAUGAUUUUGGAUUCAGUGCCAAGCUUGGUGGUGGUUUAUUCUUCAAUUUAGCCCAUCAGUUGGGGUACAAAAGGACCUGAUGCAAUUGAAACUUAUUUGCAUGAAUUUUUUUUCUCUGAUGGCUCUCUGGCUGAAUUUUCUCUGGAGUAAGGCUUAGUUGCAAACAGACUAAGAAUGCCCCAGGUUUGAUGCUGAUGUGUAUUGAGUGAGCUGAACUGGCAGUAGACUGCCACAAUUGACCUCCAUGCCUCACGAUCCCUGAAAAGUAUGUGUAUUGCUGAUGAGGAUUGAUUGAGCUAGGGUUAAGCACCUCUGACAGCCUGUGUUUUGGUGUGUAGUCCCAGAAAUACUAGAAAUACUCAGGUAAGGCAGCAUCUGUGGAGAGAGAAACAGAAUAACGUUUCAGGUUAAUAACCUUUUAUUUCAAAAUUCCAGAAUUCAUAGUAUUUUGAUUUUGUGUUUAUACAUAGUCACUUGACAGAGUUAUCAGGGAGUUGCUGUCUAUGGAACAAAGUAACCUGCAGUAUAGGCUGGGAGAAAAUUACAUGCUGCGGAGGGGGAGGAACAAGUUCAAUUGCAUGUACUAUUUUGCUUUUAUUUUUAAUGGGAACAGCAUAUGAGAUCUGAUAAAAGUAACAGAAGUUUUAAAAAGUCACUUAGGACUUACUUGGACACAACUGCAAAUGUGAGGAAUUUUCAAGAGAUGUUUCGGUUUUUGACAUAGUAGAUUGCCAACAUAAAUAAGAACCUCACAACUGAUUUGUGCAUAUUCAAAUUCUAAUUAGGGAACCACUGUCAUACUGUUAACUUUAUCAUGUUAAUAGUGCUUAACUAAAAUAUUGCUCAGAAUUGAGUAUUAAAGACAAACAAAAUUGUUAAUUAACAGACAAUAGGGUAAAUUGGGGAAAUUCAGUCCUAUUAUCUGAGUAGCUAAAUGUGCAUGCUUACAUGUCAUUACAAUAACUCUUACUAAAUGUUUAUCACCAAAAUAUACAGGUGACUUUUUGAUAAUUAACUUCUUGAAGGGCUGGAAUCCAAGACUGCUGCUGAAAAACCUUAUUUUCUCCAUAAUAGUUUUUAAGACCAUCUUCUAUAUCUGGGAUUUUCUUCCUUUUUAGGCUCUGGUAUAUGAUCUCUUUUUUUCUUUUAGCAGAAAAUCAGUACUUAACCAGUUUGAUCCCAUGAUACAGUUGUUGCAGAGCGAGUGUUCUGUAAGAUAAUUGUUUUGCUCUACACCAUUUUAGCAUUCCCAUUCUUUUGAAUUGUGCGUGUAAACAGGUGAAAAUUUGCCCUGGUUUGUCUCAGGGAAGGUACUAAAUCCUUACAUGGUAUAUUUGCAAAUACCAAUUUGUAAAUGAAAACUUUAUGGGGUAUAACUGGGCCUUUCAGCUAAAUUGUCUGCAUCUGAGUUGGAGGAAAGGAUGCUCAAGACUUCUGAUUUGAAGUACAUGUGCUGAAAUAAAAUAUUGAAACUAAUCUCAGGAUAAAACUUACCAGUUCUCCAGUAUAGCCAUAUUAUUUUUUCUUCUAGUGAUGCAGAAAUUAUUUUUUCCCUCUACUGCCAAUGCACUCAAUGUUAGUGUAUAUCUGUUAAGGUUGUUGGCAUUCUUAAUGCUUUAUGUCCAAAAAUAAAACCUUUCUCUGGUACCAUUCUCCUAUUUAGGAGUGGAAAAUGCCCUAUGUUCCUUCAAAGUACCAUGCAGCUUUAAAAAAAAAUGCACAGAGCAUUUCUCCAAUUACUGUCUCCUUAUAAGGCUUACUAUUUAUUGGAAAUGAUUUCAGUUCCUGACACAUUUUUCUUCACCUCAAGCCUUUUUCUAUUCAUUGGUGAGUAUCAAUGAAAUAUUCUAAAAUAAUCGUUUUCCUUAAAAAUGUUCAGUCUAUAACAUUUAAUUAAAUCAAUACAAUCCAGGUUAAUUCCAUUGUCACAUACACACUCGAUCCUUUUCACCAGCUUCUAUAUUCCUGUAGCAUAGUUCAUGGUGUCAUGGUAGCUCACCUUUCUUUCCUGAACCAUUCUUUAAACUUUUUUUUAAAUCACCAGCUUCGAAAUAACAUCAUAGUGCUUCAGAUUAUUUAAUUGUCUCAUAAAUUCACAGAAUGAAUAGAUAAUUUUUAAAAAGAAACUUGAAAUAUUGAGUUUUACUGUGGUUUUUAUAUUGGUUUUAUUUGUUUCAGUAAUUAUUCUAGUUGAUCUUUUAAAUUAAAGACAGACCAAUAUGUUGUAAGGACUACGAACUAGCGUUUAGAAGCAGGAUUGCAGAAGUUGCUACUUUUUAUAAAGCAUGAAGAAAAACCCAGCUUUUAAAAAGAAAAAUCUGUGGAAACCAUGUGUUUCCUGUGUCACAAUGAUAUUUUGUAUAUAUAUAUAAUAGUAAAGAUUCUAUGUACUACAAAUUGUGGGUGGGAAAGAUUUCUUAUUGGGCUGUUUUAAUUUAUUCUGAUAUACAAUACUGUUAUAUAUUUUGUUACAUUAAAAGAAAUGGGAUGCAUAUUUCGCUGUGCACAUUUAGGUUGCCUCUAAUGGGAUUUUAUAUUUUGGAGUAAUUUAUUUAAAUUUAUAAUUGUGCAUGGACAUAGUUUAAUGAUGGGAGCUUUGUAUCAUGUAAUUGAUAAUAUGAAAUGCUAGCUUGUAAUAAAUCUUAUUUUGAAA